AUGAAUCGUGGAUCAUUCAGAGCGCAACCUCCUUCUAACCAAGGCAGACAUGUGCAAAUAAUAACAAACUUUUUCAGGCUCAGCAAUACUCCUUCUGCAAAUGUUGGUCUCUAUUCCAUAGACUAUUCUCCUAAUGUCGACGAUAAUAAUCGAAGCCUUCAAUCCAAGCUCAUCAAAUCAGCUAAGCUUGACAUUGAAGCACAGAUAGGAGAAAUUGUGAAAUCAGGGAACAACAUUGCAGGACUGAGAAUUCGUACUGAGCCUUUUACAGUUUUUGCAAUGGGAUUUGAAAAAAAGCAAUACACUUUAGUGAUUAGACUUGCAGGAACAGUGGGUUUAGACCAUCCUCCAAGCUAUAGAAUGUAUUGCAAUAAUAUACUGAAGAUGAUGAUGUUGAAAGACUUGAAAUAUAUACAAAUGACGAGGCUUCCUGUGUUUUAUGAUAAGAGUAAUAUUGCUAAUGUGCCGCAAUAUCAGCUUUCGGUCUAUAGAGGAUAUUCAGCAAGCUUUUCUCACAAUUCUGACCAAAUGCUGCUGACAAUAGAUUUUUCAAGCAAAAUUGUGCGUGAUAUGACUGCUUUGGACAUGAUGCUGGAGAUUAGAAACAGUAACCAGCAGAAUCUGAAGCAGCUAAGUCUAAGUUAAUUAUUAUAAGCAACUUAUUCGCAUUUUCUACAAAGUUUUGCUUUCAGAAAACCCCAUUUGAGCUUUGAGCCUGAAGAUAAAAAAUUGAGAAAUCUGAAAGCAAGCUUUUGAGAGGCAAAUGAAAGACACCUGGGUUAUGACUAACUAUGGAAACUUAAAGACCUAUAGAAUAGAAGGAUUCGACUUCACUCAAAACCCUUCCAGCAGCUUCAGAGGCAAAGAUGGGCCUAUUACCUAUAUUGAAUACUAUAAAAGAAAUUAUAAAAUAGACAUAAAAGACAAGAAACAGCCUCUAAUUCAAACUUCUAUAAACAGAGGUCAAAAAGUAAUUUUUCUUAUACCUGAGCUAUGCAAAUUGACUGGAAUCCCUGAAAGAAUGAAAAAGAAUUACAACGUCAUGAGAGAAUUAGCUCAGUACAACAAACCUGAGCCUCAAGAGCGUCUUAGUUCUAUUCAAGAUCUAUCAGCUGAGCUCACAGGUGAAAAAGUCCAAGGAACAUGCGAAAAAUACAGCCUCAGUAUAAACCCUGCACCUAUCACAAUGGAAGCCACUCUAUUGCCAAUGGAAAAAAUCAGAUUAUUUAACCAAGAAAUCUACCCAAACGACCAAGCCCAAUUCAAUAUCCGAGGUAAGAUUUUAAGCUCAGUCAAUAUUGAAAAUUGGGUAGUUCUCUCAACUCAAAAUGACAGCAAUAUGAGAAACGAACUCAUAAAAAGUUUGAAAAGAUCAGCUCAAUCUUUUGGUAUAGAAAUUGAAAGUCCUGCAGUAGUCACAUACAACCAAAAUAAUUUAAAAAACGUCAUUGAAGGCUUGAAUGCGAGGGGAAAUGAGGACUUACAAGUUGCUGUUAUAUUGCUCCCUAGAAGCUGGAGCUAUAAGUAUCAUGAGAUUAAAGCAGCUGCCUGCUUGAACUCAGGAGUUGUGACACAAGUUGUGUUAGUAGAGACACUGAAUAACCAGAAAAGGUUUGAGCAAAUAGUGCAAAAAAUAAUGCUCCAAAUUGCUGCAAAGACAGGAUUAUUGCAUUGUAUUACAUUAAUUUUUUAAAAAAUAUUAGUCCCCUCCAGGGUGAACAAAAUUUUUUUCGCUUAUGGAGGGGGAGUAAAUGGUAAAAGCCUAAGCCUCUUAUUGCACAAUGAAGGAAUUUCUCUGGUUGUCUCUAAAGUUAAACCGCUCAUACUGCGUAGAGAUUCUUAAUAGAAAGCCAAGCUUCAUGAAUAAACUUCCAUAAGGUAGAAUAAAUUAGCAGGCUAAUUUUCUCUCAGGUUGAAUACCAUUUAUUUACUUAAAGACAGGAUCAGACUUGUGGGGAGUAACACCAGCCCAAAAUGUGGCGAGAAGAAGCAUGAUUAUUGGGAUUGAUGUCUUCCACGAUACUAUUAACAGGCAAAAUAGUGUCCUUGGGUUUAUAGCAUCGCUUAAUGACCAAUUUACUAAAUACUACAACACUGUAAAAAUCCAUCCUUCAGGGAAAGAAAUUGCAAACUCAUUAGGCAGUUGUCUUGGGGAUGCACUAACGGCUUACUAUGAAAAUACUAAGAGAAGCUAUCUACCAGAUCAUAUCAUUAUAUACAGAGACGGAGUGGGUGAUACAAUGUUCGAUGCUGUGAGACUAAACGAAAUCGAAGGGAUGAAAGAAGCGAUACGCAAUUUUCAAGGCUAUAUUCCGAAUCUCACAUAUAUAAUUGUGAAUAAAAGGAUCAGUGCUAAGCUAUUCACUCAAGUGCGUGGAGAAAUCAAAAGUGCUCAGCCAGGAACACUUGUGAAUAGCGUCAUUGUACCUGACCAAAAUUCAUUUUACCUUGUAGCUCAUUCUUCUGGGCAAGGAAUGGCUGUGCCUGCAUUGUAUAGAGUGAUUUACAAUGAUUCUCAAACAAGUGUAACAACUUUUGCAAGACUGGCAUUUAAGCUUUGCUAUAUGUAUUAUAAUUGGACUGGAGGGAUCAAAGUUCCAGCUCCAACUAUGAUGGCACAUAAGCUAGCUUAUAUUGUUGGCCAAAGUAUUACAACUAAAUCUGACGUCUCGGCCCAUGCAUGGCCGCCUUGGCUAUGCAGCCUCACAGUGCAUAUUUAAUUGUAUCCAGUAAAGUUUUAUCAACUGAGAAAUGGGCAGCAAUGAUAGGUAAGCAAUUUCAGCACUGUGUGGAGCCUAGCCCUCGUCCGCUUUCAGAUUUGGAUAUUUACCUCAAAAGGAAAGAUAAGGAUUGGAGUUGGAAAGGGAAGCUCAACAAGAUCUAGAGGCAAGCCAAGAUCAAUCGGGAAAUCUCUAGCGCAAAACCGGAAUUUCCGCCCCAGACUUUAAAAUUUCCCUUUGCUGAAACUCGGCCAGAAAGUUUAUUUUUUUAGGAUUUUUGUGUGGACAACCUUCUUUAGCUCAGGCAGUAGCCCCAGAAGUCCAUAGUCCACAUACUCAAACUUGAAACGCAAGGUAAGUCAAAGAGUUGGCUCAAUAUAAAGAGCGAAGACUUCGGAUGUCUCAUGAUGUCAGAGACAGAAUUAGGAGCAAGGUGGUAUCAAUUCUUUUCGAACUGGGGGAGUAAUCUCAGCCGGACAGCAUCUCAAAGCGGAUGAACCUUAGAAGGGGUACUUGGUGACUGCGCUGCCAAAAGCAGAAACCAACCUGCAAUUAAGUUUAAGUAAAUUUAAGUUGGCCAAAGCAUUCAUCACGAUUAUUUGGAAUCUCUCAAGACAUCUUCAUUUUUCUAUUAG
Molecule: messenger RNA, 3355 nt
Organism: Blepharisma stoltei
Lineage: Eukaryota; Ciliophora; Heterotrichea; Heterotrichida; Blepharismidae
Source: the annotation of a GenBank genome assembly